AUGGAGAAGAAGAUCACGGAGAAGAUUGCGGCGCUGCCGCCAGAUGCUAACUACUUCUCCUUGGAGUUCUUCCCUCCAAAGACUCGGAUGGGUUUUGCGAACCUGUCUGCUCGUCUGGAGCGCAUGGCCCAGGCGCUUCGUCCGCUAUUUGUCACCGUCACCUGGGGUGCAGGUGGAAGCACCGCGGCUCGGUCCCUCGAGCUGGCCGAAGUGUGUCAGCGCCAGUUACAGCUGACCACGGUGCUGCAUCUGACCUGCACGAACAUGAGCAGGGCAUUGGUGGAUAUGGCGCUGGAGGAAGCCAAGGUGCUUGGAAUUCGCAACAUUUUGGCAUUGCGAGGCGACCCGCCACGCAGCGAGGAAUACAACAUGCACGGAGAGGACGACAGUAACAAAGACUUUACAUUCGCCGUGGACCUGGUGCGAUACAUUCGCAAGCAGUAUGGUGACUACUUUUGCGUCGGUGUGGCUGCAUAUCCCGAGGGCCAUCCCGCCGACUCGUUCCAAGACGUCCAGGACCCAGCCCGCGACUUGCCAUAUCUGAUCGAGAAGACCGUGGCAGGCGCAGAUUUCAUCAUGACACAACUCACAUAUGAUAUCGAAGCCUACCAGAAGUUUGAGAGUAUGCUGCGGAAUCACGAGUCCGGCGUCUUCAAGACCAUCCCUAUCAUUCCAGGCCUGAUGCCCAUCCACAGUUAUAAGAUUCUCACCCGAGUGACGAAGCUCAGCCAUGUGCAUCUGCCCGACCCGAUUGCGAAGCGCAUGGAGGAAUUGAAGCACGACGACGAUGCGGUGAAGCGCGCCGGUGUGGACAUCGUGAGCGAGAUCGUGGGAGGCAUGCAGGAGCUCAAGUCUCCAGGCCCACGUGGAUUUCAUUUCUAUACCCUCAAUCUGGAGAAAACAGUCUCAUUUAUUCUUGAGCGCUGUGACUUGAUCCCUGCGUUCACCGAUGCCGAUGAUGAUUACGCACUUGUGGAAGCCGAUGGCAUCGUGCCCAUGGGAGCACCAGCUCGCCUGCGACGCCGCGCUUCCUCCAUCAACUCCCAGCCCCACAAUCGAGUCAUCGUGGACAAGUACUCCGAAAACGUGUCAUCCCACGAUUCCGUACACGAGGCUCUUGCCAACAGCGCUGGACAGCCGGCGAUGCUGCCGGGGAGAAGUACAACACUUCAGAUUUCAGAAGGUCUUGGCGCCCUUGGCAGAGAAGCUACAUGGGAUGACUUCCCCAAUGGUCGUUGGGGUGACGCGCGCUCCCCGGCUUUCGGUGAGAUUGAUGGUUACGGUCCGUCUCUUCACGUUACUUCUGCAGUGGCUCGUCGCAUUUGGGGUCAUCCAGUUGAACGCUCCGACAUUAGCACUCUCUUCCGCCGCCACGUAUCCGGAGAGCUGUACAUGGUCCCGUGGUCGGAGGGUGGUGCGGACGAGGGAGCCGGUCUCAAUGCAGAGACAGAACUGAUCCGUCCCGAACUGCUCAAGCUCAUCGAUGGGCGUGGCUGGUGGACCCUGGCCUCCCAACCUGCUGUGAACGGCGUUCGUAGUGAUCACCCAAUCUUUGGCUGGGGCCCCCAGCGAGAGGGCUUUGUGUUCCAGAAGCCGUUUGUGGAGUUCUUCUGCUCAACCAAUGAUUACACCAAGAUUCUGAAACCUCUCUUUGAGAAACAUGGCCACGACAAGCUUGUUUGGUUCGCAACGAACAACACCGGCGCAUUUGAAUCAUCUCUCCCAACACAGUCGGCCGACGUCGAUCUCGACAAUUUGGAGUCUAACCCCGAGAGCGUCAACGCCGUCACCUGGGGUGUCUUCCGCGGCAAAGAGAUCGUCACUCCAACCAUCAUCGAAGAAGUCAGCUUCCGGGCCUGGGGAGAAGAAGCCUUCCGCAUCUGGGAUGAAUGGCGCCGCAUUUAUCCGCGCGGCUCCCCGACUGAACGCUUCCUGGAUGAACUCAAGAACGACACAUGGCUUGUCUGUGUCGUCGGCCAACAAUUUGGCGCAGGUACGCCUCAGGGUAGUAAGGAGGAGGAGGACGAGGUCAAGUGGAUGUGGCGUGUGUUGGCUGGGGAGACCCACUGA
Messenger RNA from Penicillium oxalicum, 2070 nucleotides. RefSeq names its product methylenetetrahydrofolate reductase (NAD(P)H) MET12. Gene Ontology annotation, molecular function: methylenetetrahydrofolate reductase [NAD(P)H] activity; FAD binding. Gene Ontology annotation, cellular component: cytosol. The record is from RefSeq and is a predicted model, not a curated record. NCBI's taxonomy places the organism in Eukaryota, Fungi, Ascomycota, Eurotiomycetes, Eurotiales, Aspergillaceae. The transcript has 2 exons. Bases 1 to 2070 code for a protein of 689 amino acids. Gene Ontology annotation, biological process: tetrahydrofolate interconversion.